AUGAAGACUAUAGAAGAGAAAACACGUGUUAAUGGGAAAGCUUGUAUAACAUUUACACCCCGCACCUCUCAACGUCAAUAUAUACAGUUUGUUUCCGGUUCCGGAUGUCAUACACCAGUUGGUAUGGGUUACGGGUCAUCAUCUGUAACAUUGGGAAGAGGUUGUCUUAGAAUUGGUACCAUCAUGCACGAGAUUAACCACGCACUUGGAACCUGGCAUGAACAGAGUCGACACGACCGUGACAAUUAUGUUACUAUUGAUUUUUCUAAUAUUCAAUCAGGACGUGAACACAAUUUUGUUAAAUACAGCCUGGGAACAAUUGAUGAAUUGGGUGAACCCUACGACUACGAGUCUGUGAUGCACUACAGUGCCUAUGCUUUUGCCAAUAAUCGACAAAAGCCUACCAUCAUUCCUAAACAGAGAGGAGCUGUCAUUGGUCAACGUACACAUCUUAGUCCUAUUGAUAUCCAGGAAAUGCAGAUUUUAUAUGGAUGCAUACCAAGACCAACUUCUACUGGAGGUGUUGUAACACAAGCGCCAUUUGUUCCCACCAACGGCGCCUGUACAUUUGACAAGGGUAUGUGCGGCUGGACAAACGAACCCGGAACAUUGACCUGGGCUGUUAGAGAAGGAAAAACACCGAGUAUAAAUACUGGACCGGAUACUGAUCACUCCGGAUCACCUAACGGACACUAUUUGUAUGUAGAAGCUUCCGGACAUCCCCAACAAUCAGCUUUCAUAACCUCUCCCGAAUACGGUGCCGGUCAAUACUGUUUGGACUUCUAUUUUGAUAUGUAUGGUCAUGCCAUGGGAUAUUUGAAGGUUUUUGCUAGAACUGGCAAUACAAGGCAGCUGGUACAUGAAAUCAGUGGCGAUCAGGGACAAAGAUGGUCGAGAUAUAGAGUUAAUAUUAAUGUUCCCUCUGGUUCAUUCAGGAUUGAAUUGGAAGGUCAUGUUGGUACAUCAUAUACCAGCGAUAUAGCCAUCGAUGACAUAGUCUUUCACCAAGGAAAAUGCUAAUUGUAUCAAUCUGUAG
Molecule: messenger RNA, 1036 nt
Organism: Patella vulgata (common limpet)
Lineage: Eukaryota; Metazoa; Mollusca; Gastropoda; Patellidae
Product: meprin A subunit beta-like
Exons: 7
Coding region: 1-1020 (339 amino acids)
Biological process (GO): proteolysis
Cellular component (GO): membrane
Molecular function (GO): metalloendopeptidase activity; zinc ion binding
Source: RefSeq, a predicted model, not a curated record